This is a messenger RNA of Cryphonectria parasitica EP155, 477 nucleotides long. RefSeq lists its product as uncharacterized. The record is from RefSeq and is a predicted model, not a curated record. Lineage: Eukaryota; Fungi; Ascomycota; Sordariomycetes; Diaporthales; Cryphonectriaceae. The transcript is spliced from 4 exons. Bases 1 to 477 code for a protein of 158 amino acids.
AUGGCCCACACCCUCGGUCAUGGAAUCGGGUGUCUCUGCCAGACUCUGUCUCUACGCAGCGAAGAUUAUGCAGGAGCGGAGUCAAAGAUCCAGAGUGGGAUGUGCAACAUGGAGAAGCACGGGAAACGGGGAAGGCUAUGGAGACGCUUGCAGCUUGCCUCAGUUGAGGUUGCUCUGGGAAAGGGAGCGCUCGAGGAUGCAGAAAAGCAACUUCAGCUGAUCGGCAUUGCGCCACCUGUUCAGGACAUCACCGACGAGCUGCUGCAUGUCCGCAGCAUUAUGGCAAAUGCUCCUCAUGCCCAAGUCUCGCUAGAGAACGACUUGGCUGGUCAGAAAUCCUACGAAGCUGCAGUGAGGAUACUCAAGACCGAGAGACCUGACUACUGGAUCCCAGUGGUCGCCACGAUAUGGCUGUUGAAGAUCGCGAAGGAUCUCCGGUCUUGGAAGGGCUGGCCGAUACGCUGUCUUCCAUCUUAA